Bolinopsis microptera is the source of this 3094-nucleotide messenger RNA. RefSeq names its product ubiquitin carboxyl-terminal hydrolase 2-like. The record is from RefSeq and is a predicted model, not a curated record. Gene Ontology annotation, cellular component: cytoplasm. Gene Ontology annotation, biological process: protein deubiquitination. Bases 21 to 2000 code for a protein of 659 amino acids. Gene Ontology annotation, molecular function: cysteine-type deubiquitinase activity. NCBI's taxonomy places the organism in Eukaryota, Metazoa, Ctenophora, Tentaculata, Lobata, Bolinopsidae. The transcript has 9 exons.
ACAGCUGUAGGGUCGGCUGAAUGAGUACGACAUGUACGGAGCGCCCAGGGUCUGUCGCUAGGUCCCUGUCUCCCAUCCAGUCGCCACCCCGCUCUCCUCACCCUUCUCCCCGGUCUCCUCAUCUCCUCACUCCUAACUCAAGACCCUCUUCACGGCCUAACUCUCGACCAAACUCAAGGCCUAACUCAAGGCCUAAUUCUCGACCUGCCUCUCCUGUUCAUUCUAACUGCAGUGACUGCAGUAUCUGUGUUGAAUUAGCUGGUGAUAAUCACAAAGAUGGUAGUAAGAGGGGAAAUGUAGCCCUCAUUGCACAGGCUAUAUUGUCGCCAAUGUUUGGGAGGAAAGCUAAGAAAAGUGAAGCUAAUGGAACUUGUGAGCGAAGUGCGCUGCAGAGUCCGUUACUAAAACGAUCUGACAAGGUUACUAACGGGGGUAUGACUAACGGAACUAACGGACACCACCACCACCAUGAGAACGGUGAUGAGAAGCCGACCAACAACGGGCUUCUCGGGGGAGAUUCUGGAGCUGUCACUUCCUCUAGCUCUCCCAAAGACAAGAAAUCUUCUAAAUGGAGGUUAAAACUAAAAACAAAUUCAAGCGAGGAUAAAGGAGAUAAGAGUAGCGAGACAAGUUCGUACUCUUCGCUCGAGAGUGGAUCUGCGAAGAACAAUGAAGGUUCUAGAACAGACAACAAAAGGAAGAAAAUGGAGAAAACUAAGAAAUCUCACUCUAGGGGCAGCAGCUUUGAUUAUCGGCUUUUCAAGGAUAUGUUCAAGAUUUCACUGCCGAGGUCUUUGUCUGCUGGGGAAUUGGGGAAGAAGGAAGAAAAUUCAAUAGCGGAAGUUGUGGAUGAGGAAGAUAAAAAGGCUAUGAAAUCUUCAAAAUCUUCUUUAAAACUUAAGAACAGCUUCAAGGCACAGUUUAAGUCUAGUAAAACUAAUUGUAGUGACAUACCUGACGGGGAAUCCGGCUUGUCGUCUUUACAGGGUAACGGUUUGGUUGGUCUGAAGAAUCUGGGAAAUACUUGCUUCAUGAACAGUAUCCUGCAGUGUCUGUCACAUUCUGCCCUGGUCCGGGAAUACUUCCUGUCCAAGAAAUAUAAGAUGGAUUUGAGUAACACCAGUAAAAUGCAGGGUCGCCUUGCUGAAGAGUUUGCGAGCCUGUUAAAUGACAUGUGGUCGGGAAGACACGAUACAGUUUCACCGAACAAGUUCAAAUCCGCUGUCGCAAAAUCAGCUCCCCGCUUUGUUGGCUACAGUCAGCAGGAUUCUCAAGAAUUCCUUCGUUUCUUCAUGGAGGGUCUUCACGAGGAUCUGAACACAGGGAAGAAGGGAAAAAGAAAGAUAGAAGAGCCCCCCAAAGGAUAUACAGACCUUCAGCUGGCCGAACAUCGGUGGAAUGGGUACACAUCAUACGAUAACAGUACUAUUGUGGACAUAUUCGUGGGUUUACUCAAAAGCACUCUGACCUGCAGUGUCUGUGAUCACAAAUCUGUCACUUUCGACCCAUUUUGGGACCUUUCGCUGCCUCUGCCCCGGUCCAAGAGUUCUGGGCUUAACCUACUGUCUUGUUUUGCAGAAUUUACACAGGAGGAAAUUCUAGACGGAGACGAGAAGCCGACGUGCGAAAACUGCAAAAAGAGGCAGAAAUGCACCAAACAGUUUUCAAUAGAAAGGUUUCCGCCAAUAUUAGUGUUGCAUCUCAAGCGCUUCUCCGAGGUUCGGUACAGAACAAAGCUGUCUACAAAAGUGGACUUCCCAAUAGAAAACCUCGAUCUGUCCGACUUGUCGUCCCAUUCACAUUCUUGCACCCCAAAAUACGAUCUGGUUGGAGUGUCUAAUCACAGUGGGAACACCUUUAGUGGGCAUUAUAUCGCGUACUGCAAAGUUGGCAGUCGGUGGCACCGGUUCAGUGAUUCAUCGGUGUCAAGUAUAUCGAGAUCAGACAUCGUCUCCUCGGAAGCGUAUGUUCUUUUCUACGAAAGACAACGACCAAGCUAGAUGUCGAGAGCUGAACUUUACAAUAAUGUUCGUCACGUUACAUUUAGUCAGAGAUUUAUACACCACAGAAUAAAAUGCUCCUUCUUUUGGUCAAAUCAAGCAUUAUUUCGGAAAAUUGGACUUAGAAAUCUGGGUGAAGACUGUCCCCUUUGAGAUUUUCGAGAUUUUCAUUUUGUAUGUACCACGUUGGAAGUCUUGAUUGGAAGAGCUUGGAUCCAGAUACAGUGUUAUUCCCAUAGAACGGGUUAGGUUAUUGUAAUAAUGUCUGCAAGCACUAAGAGAACUUCUUAUAAUUUUAAAUCAGAUAGCUAAUUAUUAUGAGUGACAGAUUUUGGAGAUUGAAUCAUUAUGAAAAUCUAGGAAUAGUUUGAUUUGAUGACUAUUAUAAGUUUUGCGAUCUUGUAUGAAAAGUAAAAGUUUCAUUGAAUUAAUAACUGAAUUCAAGGUUCAGUGUGUUGUAUUGUAGAAAAUAUAAAAUAUUUCUAGAUUAAGAGUUCUAUAUUUUUUUAGGAAUACGUUGUAAGUGAUCGACAUUUUUUGGUAAAAUCUUGUAUAAGAAGUAAUAAGUUUUGAUUUCUAUGUGAUUCGCAAAUGCAAGAUUCUUUCGAUGGCGGCUGUAUGUCGUAUGAGUAUAAUCGUGAACAAGGCUGAGCUUCAAAAUUACAUUGCAGAACAUUUAAACUAGACUCAGCUUUCAGAAUUAUGAUGCAGAACAUUUAAAUUCAAUUUUUUGAGAUCCUGGACUGAAACUACAUCGUGGAGUUUCUAUAUGCCGUCCUCGGUCCUCCAAAUUAUGCAACCUAAUAUUCAAGCUGCUGUAAAAAUUUCAUACGGUAAUGACGUUAUUUUAUACUUGACAGUAGACAGCCAGCCCCCGACGGCAACCGCCCGUUUAUACGAGGUUUAUGGUUGUGAGGCUACAUCUGAUGCGGUCAAGAGCAUUUUUGUAAAAUACAUACUAGCUGACUUACAUCGUCCAUGUCUUUAUCUAUUGGUUUUGAGGAUAUGAACGCGUAUUUUUGUGAAGAAUGUAAGAAUGUAGGACGAGGUUUGCCAAUUUUAUGGCGAUUUUAUCUUUUCCGACAAAACAUGAA